This is a messenger RNA of Racocetra fulgida, 298 nucleotides long. Lineage: Eukaryota; Fungi; Glomeromycota; Glomeromycetes; Diversisporales; Gigasporaceae. The record is from the annotation of a GenBank genome assembly.
CAAAAAAGCUUUGAACAAUUGUACCAGGAUGGCAGAGCUAGUAAUAAUAGGGGCAACAGCCCUGAACAAUCGUACCAGGAUGGCAGCAGUAGUAAUAUUGGGGGCAAAAGCUCUGAACAAUUGUACCAGGAUGGCAGUAGUAAUAUUGGGGGCAAAAGCCCUGAACAAUUGUAUCGGAGUGGCAGUAAUAAUAUCAGGGUUGAAAGCCCUGAACAAUUGUACCGGGAUGGCAAUAUUAAUAAUAGAGUUGAUAGCCUUGAACAAUUGUACCGGGAUAACGGUAAUGGUAGUAAUUCGG